AUGGAAUGUCUAGCUCACAGAGCCCCAGCGCCUGUCGCGCUCGCGAACCCCAAGGUCGAGCACAGGCUUCCUGCUUCUUCCGCGUCGCUUAAGUUCGCCGCUAGCCCCGCUCUUGGUAGCAAGCUCGUGGCGAAAACUCGUCAAGCUGCACGUGCGAGCCAGCCGCAGCUUCGGCGAACCACCCCUCGCUGCGAAGCCGCACCAGAAGGCGCUGCUCUCACAGCUCCUGAAAAGAAAUCCUCAAGCGACGAUACCAUUCAGCAGUUUCUGCAGCGUGAUUACAAGUACGGGUUCGUGUCGAACAUCGAGAAUGUCCAGAUUCCCAAGGGAUUGACGGAGGAGACAGUGAGGCUGAUUUCGGCGAAGAAGAGGGAGCCGGAGUGGAUGCUGGAGUUCCGUUUGAGUGCGUUCCGACAAUGGCAGAAGAUGACCGAACCUGAGUGGUCGGACAAUCGCUACCCUAAGAUUGACUUCCAGGACGUGAUUUACUACUCGGAGCCGAAGCAGAAGGAGACCAAGGCGUCGCUGGACGAGGUCGACCCGGAGCUGCUGGCGACCUUCGACAAGCUCGGCAUCUCCAUCUCGGAGCAGAAGCGCCUCGCGAACGUCGCCGUCGAUGUCGUCUUCGACUCCGUCUCCAUCGCGACGACCUUUCGCGAAGAGCUCGCGAAAGCCGGCGUCAUCUUCUGCUCCAUCUCCGAGGCCGUCCGGGAGUACCCGGACCUCGUCCGGAAGUAUCUGGGGAAGGUCGUACCCGUCGCGGAUAACUACUACGCCGCUCUCAACUCCGCCGUUUUCAGCGACGGGAGUUUCUGCUACAUUCCUAAAGACACGAUCAGUCCCAUGGAGCUCAGCACGUACUUCCGUAUCAACGCCAUGGAAACCGGUCAAUUUGAGCGUACCCUAAUCGUGGCGGAUGACCGGAGCUAUGUGAGCUACCUGGAGGGGUGCACGGCGCCUUCGUACGAUAAGAAUCAGCUGCACGCGGCGGUGGUGGAGCUGUGGACGGGCGAGGGCGCGGAGAUCAAGUACUCGACGGUGCAGAACUGGUACGCGGGCGACAAGGACGGCGUGGGCGGGAUCUACAACUUCGUCACCAAGCGCGGGCUGUGCGAGGGCAAGAACUCCAAGAUCUCCUGGACGCAGGUGGAGACGGGGUCCGCCAUCACGUGGAAGUACCCCUCUGUGGUGCUCAAGGGCGACAACAGCUCCGGCGAGUUCUACUCCGUGGCGCUCACCAACAACAAGCAGCAGGCCGACACCGGCACCAAGAUGAUCCACGUGGGGAAGAACACGCGCAGCCGCAUUGUAUCCAAGGGCAUCUCAGCAGGGCAGUCGCUCAACUGCUACCGGGGGCUGGUGCAGGUGCAGCCCACAGCACAUGGAGCGCGCAACUACUCUCAGUGCGACUCCAUGCUUAUUGGGGAUAACGCCGGCGCUAACACAUACCCUUACAUCCAGGUGAAGGAUCCGACGGCUCGAGUGGAGCAUGAAGCAUCCACGUCUAAGAUUGGGGAGGAUCAGCUCUUCUACUUCCAACAAAGAGGAAUCGACGCCGAGAAGGCAGUGGGCAUGCUCAUCAGCGGCUUCUGCCGUGAGGUGUUCAACGAGCUGCCUCUGGAGUUUGCCUCUGAGGUCAACCAGCUCAUGAGCCUCAAGCUAGAGGGCUCUGUUGCCAUCCCUCUCACCACCUCCCCCUCCGCCUUAUCGCGUCCGUUCCGGUUCCCCCAAAUCUCUGCCGCUCAGUUUUCCUCCUCAUCGCGAAGACAGUCGAACACCUCCGGCCGUCAACGUAGCCGUCCGAACGACCGUCAAAACAGCCGCCAGAACGACCGCCAGAACGGCCGUCAGUUUGGCCGGCGAGUUAGUGGCGACGCUACCAAGACAAGCAGGCGUGCGGAGAGGAUCGGGAAUGAGCAGCGAACUGAGACGCGUGGUAGAAAAGAGACAUUCAGGGGAAAGAGGAGUCGCGACGUUGGGGAUCAGAGCGUUGGGAGAAAGAGGACCUAUGACGAGGAGGAGAAGAUUGGGAAUGAGAAGGGAAUUGAGGCGCCUGGUAGAAAAGAGACGUUCAGGAGAAAGAGGGCUCCGGACGUGAAGAAACAGGGUGUUGGGAGAAAGAGGAAUUAUGACGUGGAGGAGAAUGUCGGGAGUGAGCAGAGAGCUGAGACUUCUGGUAGAAAAGAGACAUUCAGGGGAAAGAGGGGUCGCGACAUGGAGGAUCAGAGCGCUGGGAGAAAGAGAAUUCGUGGGGUCGAGGAGGAGCAGACGGUUGCGAGACACGGCAGGGUCAAGUUGAAACAGAAGAGCCACGGGGGCGUUCAGCAGCAGAAGCAGCAACCGGGGUAUGAACCCACGCGGCAAAAGCAGCAGCAGCAGCAGCAGCAGCAGCAGCAAGGGCAUGAGCAGCAGCGAAGCUCGCUAGCAGACGACACAGGGAAUGGUUCAGUCCGGUGGCGACAGCUGGCACCGGUUCACUUCCCCUCUCUGCUUCCCGUUCAGGGAACUGCUGUGGGGGGAAGAGUCAGGGACGGAGGAGGGGUGAGGGAGGAAGGUAGGAGCAGGGGAGUGCGUUACAGAGCAGGCAUUAUAAGGGAAGAUGAUGAGGAAGGUGGUGUAGACGCCAAAGGGGCGGACGCGGGGGUUGUGAGUGCACGCAAGUGGGUGGCAGUGUGCUGCCCGCACAUGCCAACCAGCCUUGUCAAUAAGCUGUUCCGAAAGAGACUGGUAUCAGCCAGCCAACUGCUCCUUCCAGGAACCAUCCUGUGCAUCCCUUCGUCUGUCCAAUUGCACACCGAUUUUGAAGCAAGUGCUGCAACUCGGGCUGUUGCCUCGUCUGUCUCCUCUGCCGCUCCAUCCUCUUCUUUUUCCUCCUUGCCACGUGGCAUUCAACCAGAGGAUGUCAAAAUGCUGCAGAAGUGUGUUCUAUACAAGGAUGAGCACAUCCUCGUUAUCAACAAGCCUCCAGGCCUGCCCUCCCAGGUAACGCCUGCCCUCCCAGGUAACGCCUUCCCUCCCAGGUAA
Closterium sp. NIES-65 is the source of this 3024-nucleotide messenger RNA. NCBI's taxonomy places the organism in Eukaryota, Viridiplantae, Streptophyta, Zygnematophyceae, Desmidiales, Closteriaceae. The record is from the annotation of a GenBank genome assembly.